Molecule: messenger RNA, 2194 nt
Organism: Diaporthe batatas
Lineage: Eukaryota; Fungi; Ascomycota; Sordariomycetes; Diaporthales; Diaporthaceae
Exons: 4
Coding region: 269-1951 (560 amino acids)
Biological process (GO): transmembrane transport
Molecular function (GO): transmembrane transporter activity
Source: RefSeq, a predicted model, not a curated record
AGCCCGGCAACUGGGCAUCGUUAUCAAGAACCUAUCACAACAACACUCGUUGUUAAUCCCCGCACUUUUGUGCCAGUUGAUACGGCAUGACAAGACACGGCGGUAUCAGCUGGGCAUGGGUGACGAUAUGCGCCACGUCCCAAGAUGGGUGCUCGGAUAUAUAGCCCGUCGUCAGCCUGGGCGACGAGGGUGAGUGUUGCAAGACUAAUUGUCACGGUCUUUGACUGUGAAUGGAGCCAUUGACACCGUCUGGCACUACUCUGUAAUCAUGGGAGGGCAGGAUCUGACCGAUGAAGCGGCAUGGCCUCCCGGGACCGUCCGCCUCGAGAGGUUGCUCGCAGGCAGCGGGCAAGCCUCCCAGGACGAGAUCAUCCUGCUGCCGCGCCCGAGCAGUGACCCAAACGACCCUUUGACGUGGCCAAAAUGGAGGAAGUACCUCAACUUUGGCCUUGCGACCUUCUACGCCAUGAUGGCGUAUGGCCAGAUCAAUGCGACCACGCCCACAUGGGGCCCAAUGAUGGACGAGCUUGGCUUUGAUGCUGUUUUGAUGAACAAUACGUAUGCCAUUGGGUGCGCGACCCUCGCAUUAGGAAGCUUGAUGCUCAUCCCGUUCGCCCUCAAGUACGGCCUGCGUCCAAUCUACAUUCUCAGCAGUGCCGCCCAGAUGGCCAUUAUGAUCUGGGCCGCCCGUACCGUAACCGGGGCCGACUGGUGGGGGGUCAACGCGCUGCAGUGCUGGGUGGGCUCGCUCGCCGAGACCAUGGUCCAGAUGACUGUCGCCGACGUCUUCUUCGUCCACCAGAGGGGCUUGAUGAACUCCAUUUACGUGUGGGCGAGUAAUUUUGGCACCAGCCUGGCGCCUGUUGCUGCCGGGUUCGUCACAGCCUCCAUGGGAUGGAGGUGGGUGUGGUGGUGGUUCGCCAUCUUCUUUGGGGUCGUCCUGGUUGCAUUCAUAGUUGGUUUCGAGGAAUCGAAAUUUGACUGGACCGCAGCUGUCGUCCAUGGCGUCGUUCCGUCGUCGAACGAGGCCGGCACCAUGAGCAGCUCCGAAGUUCAGGCCGACAGCAAGGGGCCGGCUUCAGACCCUGAGAAGGAGGCUGUCUCUGAACUGGUGCCGGGCGGGGGCUCUCUCACGGCUGUGCAGAUCGAUCCGUCUGUACCUCGUAAAACGUACCUGCAGAGACUCAGUUUUACGACCAAAACACCAGGGCCAUUCAAGUUAUUCGCCAGACACGCGUAUCAGCCUUUCCAGAUACUCUUUACCAUUCCCGGAGUGGCAUACAUGUCCCUGGUCUAUGCUGUGCUCUUGGCUUGGUCGACGGUCAUGGCUGCUGCCCUCGCCACGUACAUGAUCCUGCCGCCCUAUAACUUCAACUCGACCCAGAUCGGACUCAUGAACCUGGCCCCUUUCAUUGGCAACACGCUGGGGUCCUUGAUCUGCGGGCCCAUGAGCGACUGGGCCAUCCUGCGGCUGGCAAAGAGGAAUCACGGUGUCUAUGAGCCCGAGAUGCGACUCUGGAUAUUCGUGCCGUUCAUCCCGUUCCAGGUGGCGGGUGCCUUCUGGUUCGGUCACGCCCUGCAGGACGGUCAGCCUUGGGUGGCCGUGGCUGUCGCGCACGGGAUGACCAACCUGGGGUCUGCUCCGAUCUCGAGCAUCGCCCUGACCUACAUGACGGAUGCCUACAAUGAGAUCAUCGGCGACGCCCUGGUGGCUCUCACAUUCUCGCGGAACACGAUGAGCACCAUCUUUGUCUUCGCCAUGACCCCGUGGAUUGAGCGUGUGGGCAUGGGCAAUGUGUUCAACACGAUCGGGGCUAUCGGGCUGGCUGUCCUGUUGUUCGCCUUUGCUUUCCUGUGGAAGGGCAAAUUGUGGCGGUCUCGGAACGCGAGGCGCUACAAAAGGUACGCCGCGAAGCAGUUCGAUCCUCGGCCCAUAGACAACCACAUCUAGCAUUUUGCCCUUUGCCCACGCGAAAUGCCUGGCCGGAUCGGGAAACAGGUGGUCGGCGCCACGUGCGUUUGUUGCAAUGUACCUAGGUGCCUAGGUACUGGUUCCAACCUGGAGAUUGCAUGUUGCAGGACAGGAUCGUUGAGGCCUGGGCUCACCGACAAAAAGUGGCAUGGUCUCUUCGCAAUACUCGGUAAAAGGGGCAAUGGUAACUCUCCGAACGCAAGACAAAUAUUUUUCAGCUCG